AUGACCCCAAAUGUUCCAUCUAUACCGGCGCCUCGGUCACUGGCAAUUUCAGUGCUUGAAAAUAAUAUGAUCAAAUCUCACGGAGAAUUUGAUUGCGAUGAUGUAAGCUGGGCAUAUAGCUUUGACCCCAACUCACCUAAUAAAGAUUUGGGUGACUGGAAGAAAAUGCCUCUUGAAAUCAAUUCAAAAGGUGAGCUCAGAGCUCAUGAUUCGGCAGUGAUUGUCCCAAAUGUACAGCAAUGCAUUGUUGGAACAUUUCCAGGCCACCUCAUUUUGAAACUAGGCAUCACGACACAGAAGGUGCUGUAUUUCCGCUUACCAUCAUAUAAGGUUUACUCCGAUUUGCUUGCCUGUCUUAUGUCAUGGCAAAAUUUAAAGCCGAAAGGACUUAUUUCCAAGUGGAAUUUUUCACGAUCAAUAGUCUAUGAUAAGCAUCUGCAGGCCAAUGAUGUUUUGAUUUGUAGAUUCAAAGUCUACGGACCUUUACCUAGUAAUAAGAAGGUUGCUGUUGAUAGUAGACUGCCAAAGAUGUCUUCUUACCCUAUAGAUUCCGAGUCUGAUGUAGAGGAAGGUUGGUUUACUGCUAUUGGACAUUUAAUGCCGAACGGUAUUCUUACUUUGCUCUGUGAAACUGAUGGUUCUGCCAUUUAUUCAAUAAAUGUUGCUUCUCUUUUUUCAUCUGAGGUUCGAAAGGUCCACAGUUCCGUUGUUCAGACAAAUAACGUCUUGUUUGUUGGAGUCAUCAACGAGUUGAGAGUGCUGCAUGGUGUUUCGGAUGAUUUUAUGUCAAAUGGCAGCUUUUUGAUUCCUCCCAAAGGUGCAAAUAGUUCUGAAACAAAGCGUUUGUCUUCAGCAUCGCGUGUUUUGCUCGAUUUUGACCUUUGCAUAGAUCUUGAAGAUUGGUAUGUGGCACUGAAGUCUGUUACAGCACUGGAAUACGUUGGUAACACAUUAUACGAGAAGAAGUUACGUCUGGUUAGAAACGUCAAUCUUGAAAUUUUGGAAGCAACAUUUGAGGAUGAUACCAUCUGUAAAGAGCAUCCAAAUAUAUACUGUGAGCUUGUUAUGUGGGGAGCUCCUUGGUUCAAAACAUCUGUUGUCAAGGCAUCAGAAAUUUCUAAUUGCUUUUGGAAGGAAAGUUUGAAUCUUUCGCUUCCAUGUGGAUCUGAUUAUUUCAAAAUUCUUUUGAAGACUUCCAAAAGCGCAGACUACUAUGAUGUAGAAGGUGUCAAUAAAGAUGGUAUUGUGGGGGAGUGCUUUAUUACUCCGAAUUUCUUUGAGAGUGACCAGUUUCUGACGAAAGUCCGAUUUUCGAUUCCGAAAGCAACGUCAUUGGUCAAUUAA
Brettanomyces bruxellensis is the source of this 1344-nucleotide messenger RNA. RefSeq lists its product as uncharacterized. The transcript has a single exon. Bases 1 to 1344 code for a protein of 447 amino acids. The record is from RefSeq and is a predicted model, not a curated record. NCBI's taxonomy places the organism in Eukaryota, Fungi, Ascomycota, Pichiomycetes, Pichiales, Pichiaceae.